GACAUAUUGCCUUAACCGACAUAAGCUAUCUCCAGAACGACGCCAUGGACUUCAAAUUUGAUUCACACCGACCAAGGGAUUAAGAUAAAUUCUACACGGUUUUCCCACCGUUACGUUUGCGCUCCAUUGUCUCCACCACCGCUUCAAUUCUUACCGCUCUGCUUCUGUGUUCUUCAUAUCAAUUGCCUCAUUUUGAUCGUAUAUCACGCUCUACUAAGACCCUAAAAUCUCAUGAUCGCCACCGCCCCGAUCAGCAUGCCCCACACUGAAAAAUUAAACUCACAUUCAUCAAUCAAAAUCACAAUUCAAUCCAAAGCAAUUUAGGGCUUAUGUUAUUUACAUCUUUGAACCGGAAAGACAGCAUACUAUGUGAAAACGAGUGGGAGCAUAAAAUCCAAGAUUUGCAGAAGACAAUUAAAGUUUUAAUUUUGAAUGAUUUUAUUAUAACUAUUUAUAAGAAUAGGACGUUGCAGAGGGAGUUAAUGGCAUCUUUCAGUACGAUUACAAUCAAAUUAAAGGAUGGAGGCAUAAAGAUCGGUCUCUCCCCAUGGCUAGAAUUUAGGGCAACAUUUCCGUCAACAUGGUGUAGCACAUUCUUUCAUUGUGGAACUUCUCUAUCUCCUUCAACAAGGGAAAUAUUUCAAAAAGUUGCUGAAUCAAAGAACGACAAAACUGUGAUCUUCCUCCCAAUGCACCGUAGAAGGACAAGAAGUAAUCCUAUAUGGUUGAUGGUUCUUCCUUUCUUUCUGUUUGCUGUCAAAUACUGUAAAGCCAAAUAAGUACCUUCUGACAUGAGUUGAAAGCGGGGAAUCAUGGGGGUAAUGGUGGAUGACCAUGAUGAAAGCUUGAUAAGGUUUACAACGGGACUUCAUGCAUGCAGGAAGGAUGACGUUCAUUCUAAAAUUAUCGUAUGGGAGUUUAUACAAUCCAGGUGCAUAUCUUAACUGCAACAAGGGAUGACAAUGAGGGAGUUAUAGUUGAACUACGCAUGGCUGAUAACAAACAAUUUAUUUGUAAUACCAUUGUAAUUUCAUUUCCUUAUCCCUAAUGGCAAUGUAAUCUACUUUUCAUGCCCAAAAUAUCAAUAUACUUCAAUCUCCGUAACAAUAACAACAUUCUUGGUUCUUUACUGAUAAUAGUCAUGUAAUUGGAAUUCAUUACCUAUAACAGCGAUGUACUUACAUUUGGCAUUCCAAAUAAAAUAUCGAAAUUACCC
Lactuca saligna is the source of this 1216-nucleotide messenger RNA. The record is from the annotation of a GenBank genome assembly. NCBI's taxonomy places the organism in Eukaryota, Viridiplantae, Streptophyta, Magnoliopsida, Asterales, Asteraceae.